UUCCCGGAGUCUCUUUGUUCUCUCUCUCCCUCUUCUCUGACAAAUUGACGAACGCUACCGACCGAUGAUGACGAGCUCCACCCGCUCUCUGUUUUAACCAUUCAAGCACCUUGGGGGAUGGACUGGUUGUAUUUGCCUACUGUCACAGUUUUUGAAUGAUGUUCAGUGGGCAAAAGAGUGCUAAUGCUCUUAGCAUAUUUAAAUGGAAAUGGCAUCGUGAAUCAUCUUUAACAACUGGAUUGAUUGAUGAUGUGCCUCAUGAAAUUGAAUUGUCUGACUACCAAAGAGUACCAAGUCCUGAUAAUGAAAGCCCUUCUGGGCUUCUAAAUGGUGAGAGCUUGAAUGUUGAACCCAUUGCUGAUUUAGACCUGUUCUUCGAGAGGCUUUACAGCUACUAUUGCGAGAAGGGGCUUUGGUGCAUUAUUGUGAAGUGGAUAUUCGAAUUCUUGAGCCUUGCUUUUACCAUAUGUUUCUCAGGAUUUUUCUUAUUAUAUGUUGAUUGGAAUGGCCUUCGAAGUGCGAAGUGUGGGAUGGAUGCAGUGGAAUCUGGAAUAAAACCUUGUGAUUUGGCUAAGGAGGCACUUCAUCAGCAUCCAUUAACUCCUUUUACGCUUUCCAAAGCUAUAAUCGUGGGAUAUUUGGGAAUAUUUUCCAUCUAUUUGAUCUUCUGUUUCCUAAGAUUUUUUGCUCAAUUAAGGGACACACUAAAAAUCCGCCAAUUUUAUUAUGACAGUCUUCACGUCAAAGACAAUGAACUACAAACCAUGCCAUGGGCAUCAAUUCUAGAAAAAGUUGUUCAGUUACAAAGUUCACGACAAUUGUGUGUAGUCAAGGAUCUUUCAGCCCAUGAUGUGGUUAUGCGAUUGAUGCGGAAGGAGAAUUAUCUGAUUGGGAUGCUCAAUAAAGGGGUGCUUGCUUUUCCAAUUUCUCAGUGGGUCCCUGGUGCUGGUCCAGCUGUCAGAUUUGGCCCAAAUGGUACAAUAAACCGAUUAAUAUUAACGAAGACCCUUGAAUGGAUUUUAAAUUGGUGCAUAUUGCAGAGCAUGUUUGACAGAAAUUUUUGUCUUCGGAGGGACUUUGUUUCUGAUCCUAAAGCAUUAAAGAAAAGGCUUGUGGUAGUUGGGCUUGCAAUGCUUCUCCUUUCCCCAUUUCUAGUCAUAUUCAUGCUGGUAUAUCUUUUCUUGAGGCAUGCUGAACAGUUCUAUAAUCACCCCAGUACGGCGUCAUCUCGAAGAUGGUCAAAUCUGUCAAAGUGGAUGUUUAGGGAAUUCAACGAGGUUGAUCAUUUGUUCAAGCACCGGAUCAACAGCAGUGUAAUACAUGCUUCCGAUUAUUUAAGACAAUUCCCCUCUCCUAUUAUAUCUAUUGUCGCAAAAUUCAUCUCUUUCAUUUCUGGUGGCUUUGCCGCUAUUCUGAUCAUCAUUGCAUUCCUGGAGGAAUCCUUGCUAGAGGGCCACAUAUUCGGUCGCAACUUGUUUUGGUAUGCUGCUGUUUUCGGCACCAUAACAGCUAUUAGCCGGGCUGCGGUGACUGAUGAGCUUCUGGUCCUUGAUGCCCAAGGAGCCAUGUCAAUGGUUGUCCAACAUACACACUAUAUGCCAAAAAGAUGGCGUGGAAAAGAAAAUACUGCUAUCGUGCAGAUGGAAUUCGAAACUUUAUUUCAGUACACUGGAAUGAUGUUACUGGAAGAGAUGGCCUCAAUCUUUCUCACGCCGUACUUACUAUUAUUUGUUGUACCAAAGCAGGUGGAUGAUAUUUUGAAGUUCAUAGUGGAUUUCACUGUGCCUGUUGAAGGUGUUGGUCAUGUUUGCAGCUUUAGCGUCUUUGAUUUUCAAAACCAUGGCAAUAGCAGUUAUGGUUCACCUUACAAUUCACCUCGCAUUCAAAGGAGUUCCCAGGGGAAAAUGGAGAAAUCAUUCUUGAGCUUUCACAGUAACUAUCCUUCAUGGGAACCAGACUCCGUGGGAAAACAAUUCCUUUCUACGCUCAAAACAUUCACGGAGCAAAAGUUACAUGGGCAGGACACCGGGCCUGCAUAUCAAACCCCUGGAGUACAGCAACGGACCCCGAAUUUGAGAGGCUACGGUCGCAGAAAUUUCUUCCUCUCGAGGGAAAUGCCUCUUAAUAAUCCGGAAACUGGCUAUCGAUUAGGUUCAAUGUGGCCUAUCAAUGGGGAUCAAAAGAAUUAUUCAUAUAUUCUUGAUUGGUACUAUACCACGCGACCUCACCUUGCAACUGAGAAUUCGACUGGCAUUCCAUCAGGACCUUUUGACAUUGAGGAAGGCCCAAGAGAUCUUUUGACGCCGUUCCACUUGUCACAAAAUGAAGCAAUAUAUGAAGAAAACUGGCGGCACCUCUAUGAAGACCGACCUAGGAGUCAUCUCGAAGCUUCUACAUCAGCUACUCUCUUCCGAGAAAGUGUACAAGAACAGCGUGUGGAUAGCAAUAUGGCACAUCCUACUAGGAGCCAUUGGUGGGCUAGAAAUCAUACACAAGGCAUAGACCCUCAGACAAGUUUUCUUGAACCUCCGAAUUUCAACAGCAACCCUCAUAAUUAUUACGAUAAUUUCUCAGAUAGAAGCUUCGAGGAGCAAGAACAUAAUUUGGAAUUGAAUAGCUCUCAUAGAUUGUCCCGGACCUUUUACAUGGAUGACCUGGCUGGAGGAGAUUUCAAUCCUCCAUUUGACAUUUAUAGUAGAGGUUCUGAAAGCCCCAUUACUAAGAAUCCAAAUCCUGCAAACGUUGUGUGAUUACUCGAAUCCAAGUUGUUCUAUGAGGUUCUGGUUGUAACAUCAUUGGAAUGUGUAGGGGUUCCGAGUCGGGACUAUAAUCUCCGUUGUUGCAAAAAGGAAGCUCUAGAUUCUUUGUUGUAUAUAAUAAUUCAUUGCAAGGUUAGGUUGCUUAAAAGACCUCAGGGUGAUUUGGAAGGGCCCAUAAAGCCUUGUGAAAAUUAAAAAACAAGCAAGCAAGCAAGCUAUUGAUUGUUCCCCAAAUUUCAGUUUAAUCUCGAUGAAGCUAGUUCUUCUCCUUUUUGGAUCUUGGUGGUAGUUUUUUCAUGGUUCUCAGGGUCUGUUUGUGCUUUUUGAUAAAAGAAUCCCGGUUAUCAUUUGAGGGUUUGGCUUCGUGUAAUGCUGAGGUUGUUCCUGAAUGUCCAGGGUUGAGCCGAAAUAGCUUCUUUGUAUGCGGGAUUAAGCUUACAUAUAUCUAAUUCUCUCCAGAUUUUGC
Ilex paraguariensis (yerba mate) is the source of this 3225-nucleotide messenger RNA. The record is from the annotation of a GenBank genome assembly. Lineage: Eukaryota; Viridiplantae; Streptophyta; Magnoliopsida; Aquifoliales; Aquifoliaceae.